Molecule: messenger RNA, 4558 nt
Organism: Hansenula anomala
Lineage: Eukaryota; Fungi; Ascomycota; Saccharomycetes; Phaffomycetales; Wickerhamomycetaceae
Exons: 1
Coding region: 450-4097 (1215 amino acids)
Source: RefSeq, a predicted model, not a curated record
GUAGUACAAAAAUCAUUGAAACAAGAUCAUCACCAUUAAACCCAUCAACUUUAUAGUGUGGAAAUUGUUUGGCAAAAGAUACACUUUUCUGUUACUGUCUUUAAAACCUACCAAUCCUCGGUGCAAAAGAUAAUAGUUGAAGCGGGAAUCAGUAGAGGUUAUUGAACAUUGUUAAAAAAUACCUUCAAUAAAGAUUUAUCUCAAUCAAAUCCUUAUAGCGUGGGUGAGGUUUUUCAAAAGGGAAUUUUACACAUUAUACUUCAUAGGCAUCAAUUCCAUUGGAUAAAUCUUGAUAUUCUAUUGGCGGCUUGUGUUUUUCUUGGGCAUUUUCCUUUGAACUAUUCCAUUUAAAAACCAUUCAACUUUUAUAAUAAAGUUUAUGCCGCUGAAGUUUUCAUCAACAAAUCCUCAUUCAACCUAGAGUAAAGAUCAAUCAUAGUUUGAGCAUUAUGGCUGGUUUAAAGAACCCCAUCUCAACUACAAAUGCUAAUGGGAAUGAGCGCAAUAACGAAAAAAUCAAUCUGGUAAAUGGGUCAGAUGUUCAAUUUGAAUACAAUAACAAUCAAAACAAUAAUACCAAAUCUGAUUCAAAGAAAAAGAAGAAGAAGAAGAAGUCCAAGGCUAAGAAGAGCCAACAACAAAAUGUUGAAGGUGAAACUAUUAAAGAAUUGGAUUUUGAUGAUCCAGAUUUUGAAUAUCCAGAUUCAAGAAUAUUGAAACAAAAUUCAAAUGGAGAUGUCAUUGUACAAAGUCUUGAACCAAAUCCUAAGGCAAAGAAGCCAAACUCAUCUUCUUCUGAGAACGCUAAUGAUAAACAUCCAAAGAAGAAGUCUAAUUCAAUCCCAUCUAGUGGGUUUAUUCCUGAAGAUCAAGAUGAUUUGAAUGAACAAUUGAAAGAGUAUUGGGCCAGUUUAUCUGCUGAUGAAAAGAAAGAAUUGUUGAAUCUUGAGAGAGACUCUGUCUUCAAAGUUAUGAAAGAACAACAAAAGAUAACUUGUAAUUGUUCUGUAUGUGGUCGUAAAAGACAAAUCAUUGAACAAGAGUUGAAAAAACUAUAUGAUAACUAUUUUGAUGGCAUAGAUACUCAAGAACUAAUAGCUGCUGAGCUGUUCAAUAUUAAUAAUCAACAGAGUUAUAAGAAACAUCAACAUCAACAGCAACAACAAUUUGACCAACAACAACAGAGUCGAAGUCGAAAGGGAUCAGGAACGAAUCUUCAACAACCGCAUCCAUCUCAACAACAACAACAACAACAGUCUCAACCGCAACAGUCUCAACAGGUUCAACAACCUCAGCAACAGCAACAGCAUCCGACUCAAUCUUCUGAUGUUCAAAGAAGAAAUGGUAUUAUGUCAGUAGCUGAAGAUUUGUUGCAGAAUGAUGGUAAGAAAUUUUUAGAAAUGAUGGAGAAAUUAGCUGAAUCAAGAAUUCAAAGACAGAAUCAAUACAUUAGAAGAAAUGAAAUGAUGAAAUCUAAUCAAGCUAAUAAUCAAAUUGAAGAAGAGGAAGAGGAAGAACCCGAAUAUUAUGAUGAUGAACAUGAAGAUGAAGAUGAAGAUGACGAGGAAGAAGAAGAAGAUGAAGAUGAUGAUGAUGAAGAAGAGUUAGAUGAAGAAUAUGAAGGUGAAGAAGAUUAUGAAGAUGGUGAAGAUCAUCAUCAUACACAUAGUCAUAGUCAUUCACAUGAUCACCAUCAUCAUGAUCAUCAUGGUCAUAAUCAUAAUCAUACACAUAGUCACAACCAUAAUGAACAUGGGGAAGAAUUUGAAGACGAUAAUGACGAAUUCAAUACUGAUGAUGAAAUGGAUCGUCGAAAUAUGAUUCAACUUCAACUGCAAAGACAAAGACAACUGCAAAAGCAACUACAACGUGAAAGAGAAGAAUUGGCACAAUUACAAGAUGAUUAUGUGGAUGGAGAUCAAAGAUUAGAACAACUACAGCAUCAACAAGCUCAAGUUGAAGCACAACAGCAAAAAUUACAAGAGCUUGCGGAUCAACAGAAGCAACUUGAAACACAUUCACAUCUUUCUCAACAAGCACAACAGCAAUCACAACAACCUCAACCACAAAUCACUGGUGAUUUAGAUAUCGAAGAAGAGGAGGAAGAGUUUGAAGAUGAUAUUGAAGAUGAAGAAGAAUACAGUGAUGAUCCUAUUGAUGAAGAACAACAAUUGGAAGAAGGUAGAGCAAUGUUGCAACUGUGUACUACAAAGAUGCUGAGACAAAGUUUGUUGGAGUCUUAUAAACGUAAGAAACAAGAAGAGUAUGUCAAGAAUUUGUUGAGUGAAUUGGAUGAAGAAAAAUUACGUGAAAAGCAAAAAGAAGAGAAGAAACAACGUGAGAAGGAGAAGAAGCGUGAAAAGAAGCGUUUAAUUCAACAACAGAAAGAAGAGGAACGCUUGAAAAAAGAGGCUGAAAUUGAAAGAUUGAAAAGAGAAAAGGAGGAAGAGAAUAAAAGAAAGAUUGAGGAAGGUCGUAAGAGAAAGCAAGAGGAGGAACGUAAGAAAUUAGAAGAAAAACGUCGUAAGGAAGCUGAGAAGAGAGAAAGAGAAGAACGUAAGAAACAACAACAAGAGGCGAAAAAGAAGAAGGAAGAAGAGGAAAAAAGAAUUAAAGAGGAAGAACAAUUGAGGAUUCAAAAGCAAAAGGAAGAAGAGGAAAAAUCAAGAUUACAAAAACAACAAGAGGAAGAAAAGAGACAACAAGAAAUCUUGAAAUUACAACAAGAGCAUGAAGAAUUGAAGAGAAAACAACAAGAAGAGGAUGAAUUGAGAAGACAACAACAAGAAGCUUUUGCUAGACAACAACAAGAAAGAUCUAAUUCAACUCAUUCAAUUCCUGAUCAAUUUUCUCAACCACAGAUUCCUACUUCAACUAAUCCAUUGUUGGAUAAUCUGUAUCACCAAACUAAUACUCCAUUUGCUUCUUCUCCAUUAGGUUCUCAAGCUGGUUUGAGUCGUCAUCAACAACAACAACCUCAACUUCCAAGAAAUGAUACUCCUCCUGGUUUCCAAUUGAAUCCAGGGUCAGCUACACUUGGUGUUAACUCGGGUUUAGAUACUCAAUAUUCUCAUUUAACAAAUCCUUCAGCUGCUUCACUUUUCAAUUCAAGAAAUUUUUCGGAAAAUCUUCCAUCUGUUAGAUCACCUUGGAAUACAAAUGGAACUUCUACAACCAACAAUAAUAAUUCAUUGUUCAAUCCAUUGGAUAAAAGUUUCAAUUUGUUUUCACAACCACAACCACCUCAAUUGUCUCAACCACAACCACCUCAACAGCAGCAACAGCAAAGUCCACCAAAUGACCCAUCGAUUGAUCUUUUAAGUAAUUCAUUGGCUUCUACAAAUUUUGAAGCUAACAACACAAAUAAUUUCAAUUCAAGUUUCCUUUCAGGUUCAAAAGUUUGGUCAACGUCUUCAGCUAAUACUGGUUUGAAUGGGGUUGUUAAUGGCGCUAAUACUUGGUCAGCUUCAACUACAAAGAAUUUAAAUGGUGGUGGUCUAUGGGGUACACCUAUUAACUCAAGUCCAUCAACUCAAACUCUUGGUGGUGCAACUCAAUUAAAUUCGAAUGGUGGUAAUAAUUUCUUACCUUCUCAAUAUCAACAGCAUCAUUCAGCUCCAAAUUCUCAACCUUCAACAACCAUUCAUCCUAGCUCUCAACCUCCUUCAAGCUCAAAUGUUGAUCAAUUGAUUAAAAAUUAUCAAUCUCAAAUUUAUCAAGCUUAUACAUAUUUAAGAAGUUCAUUUUUGGAUGGUGGUUUCAUUUUGAUUGAUACUUUAUUCACAACAUUCAAUUCAUUACAACCUCCAAAUUCAGCUUUAACAUUUGCUUUAUUUUUAUCAAUUAUCAAGACAAAAACUUCACUGUAUAACUUUGAAACUAUUGGUGAUGAACUUGGUAAUGUUACACAUGUUAAAAUUACGCCAUUUCAACAACAAUUGAAUCCAUUAAAUUCAAAUGUUUCAAGGACUGGUUCUCUGCCUUUCAAUCAAUUUGGUAACGGUGGUGCUAAUGAUGGUUUAUAUGCUGAUCCAAGAAGAAAUACAAGUUUUGAUACAAAUGGUAGUGGUUUGACUUGGGGAGGUUCAUUGAUUUGAACAUUGGGUUGUUUUGAAGUGUCUAUAGUGUGAUCUUUUUGUGUGUCACUUUCGUCUGUGUGGUUUUUUUAUAAUUUGAUUAGUGUUUUUGAUAUGAACGAUUACUGUCUUUGAGUGAAUGUAGUCGACUAACUUGUAUCUGUCGUUGCAAUGCCAGCGUUGUAUUACACAAAGUUCAAACCAUUUUAACGCUUAUAACUCUACAACGUUCUACGGUUGAUCCUCAUAAAGUUAUAGUUCGUUAAAUUUAGCAUAAAAGCACUGGUCUCGAGAAAGUUCAUGUACAAUCUAUUUUAGGCACGCGUUAACGUUUUGAAGCCCAACGACAUGCACCUGAAAGCCCUAACCUAAGCGAAAACUACCUCUAAUAAUCACUCACCAGCGUACGCGUGCCUUCUCCGAUCAAACACACGCUACACAUUUAGCCUAUGGCCAAUUUCCAGCCUAUUAAAAAGUGGUUU